UAAGCCAAAUAGUUCUCCAGUCUCAAAGAAACAUACUACUUUAUUUUAUUUCUUAGCAAGAGAUCGGCAUUGUUAGUUUGCUUACUAUAAGGAAAAUAGUUUUAAACACCACUUUUGGACGAGAUGACUCCCAUGCAUAAACUUGUCUUUUUAUAAAGUUAACAUGACUCGCAUGUUGAAUGUUCAACCUAAUUCUUAAAGUUCGUGAGAACAUUCUCGGACUGUUCGAGGUACCAUACAAUACAGAAAUUUUUAUCUCGGUAUUACAUAACGAAGAUAACAUUUGUAUUCAACCGAUUUUUUUGUCAAUUUCAUAACCUAUAAAAUGCUAUUGCAACGUAGACAGACUCAUAUGAAUUUUGCUUUAAAAGGUGCAUCAUUCAUUAUCGUUUAAACUAAAUAUACCAAGCGAGUAUUACAAUAAUGAUUAAAGAAACUUUUGUUUCUAUUAUAGUAGCAGUAGUUGCGGUAUGGAUUUUCAAUCGAAUUACGAAUUGUGCACCUUCUGUCAAGGUAACGGAAGUAUUAAAUGAUUCGUAUGAUUUUAUCGUGGUGGGAGCGGGAUCCGCAGGCUCCGUGUUAGCGGCGAGACUCUCGGAGAGGCCGGGUGUGUCCGUUUUGCUGCUAGAGGCGGGUGGCCAUUAUGAGGAGAAUCCGAACUCACAUAUCCCCGGAUUCUGGACAUCUAUGUUGCAUACGGAAAUGGACUGGGAUUAUUUUACGGAACCUCAGGAGAAGGCUUGUCUCGGGAUGCGCGACCGGAAGGGAUACUGGCCGCGCGGACGCGUCCUGGGCGGCUCCAGUACCAUUAACCUCUUGCAAUACACACGCGGAAGCAGUCUGGAUUACGACCUCUGGGAGAAAAUGGGAUGCACUGGUUGGUCGUAUAAGGAUGUGCUGCCAUAUUUCAAAAAAUCCGAGAAGAUUCUUGUACCGGAACUCAUGAACUCUGAUGCCCACGGUACACAAGGACCUAUGGGUGUUAGUGACGGUCGUGUUAGUGAUCUUAUGGAUUAUUAUCUGAAAGCAGGACAAGAAAUGGGCUACAACAUCGUGGAUUACAACAGCGGUAAAGAGGAAGGGUUCGCUAGGUACCAGCAACACAUCGAAAAUGGCGUCCGUAGUAGCACCGCUAAUACGUUUCUCCCGAUGGCGAGUGACCGACCUAAUUUACAUAUAUCCAUACAAAGUCACGUGACAGAAAUACGGAUAAAGAACAACAAAGCAACCGGUGUGUAUUUUCUAAAAGGAAACAGAAAACAUUACGUUUCAGCCAAGAAAGAGGUUAUUAUUUCCGGAGGCACCAUGAACUCGGCGCAGUUACUAAUGUUGUCCGGGAUAGGACCCAAAGAGCAUCUCCAAGAGCAUGGGAUACCAGUCCGAGCGGACCUUCCAGUUGGCAACAACUUACAAGACCACAUGCGUCUUCAGCUUUUCACCAGCAUCAACAAACCGCUUGGCAUUACGGCUGAUAUGAAGACUGGCUUAUGGAAUAAGCUUAAAUAUAGGUUGUUCGGAAACGAUGCCAUCGGGAAAACGAUGGCAGAGGUUACUGCGUUUCUGCAUUCUGAUCCCAGUCAAAGAGGAAAGACAUAUACGGAUGUUCAAUUUAACUUUUUUAGCUCUUACCAGAAAAAUAACGUUGAGAAUUAUAAUGAUACUUUGUUUCCCCAGCUAUUCAGUAAAACCCCAGGGAAAUACGGAUUCACGACUAUAGUAAUAAUGAACCACCUGAACAGCACGGGUACCAUCAGGCUGAGAACCAGCGACCCCUUUGACGCUCCAGUGAUUGAACCAAAAUAUUUCUCCUCGCCUUCAGACGUCAGCGACUUUGUAGCAGCAGUACGAUUAUGGGAGAAAUUCAUACAAACGCCAUCAAUGACGUCACUCGGUGCAAACGCCGACCAAGUUAAAAUCAAAGUUUGCGAUAAACACGAUUUCCGGUCAGAUGAGUAUUGGGCAUGCGUAGUGCGUCAUUUCGCGCUGACUGUCUAUCAUCCGUGUUGCACGUGCAGAAUGGGGAACCCAGCGGACAAAACCACCGUUGUUGAUCCGCGCUUGCGCGUAAAAGGAAUAAAAAACCUUCGCGUCGCAGAUGCAUCUGUGUUACCCAUGGAAACUUCCGGCAACCUGAACGCUCCGACAAUUAUGGUCGCUGAGAAGGCUUCGGACAUGAUACUGGAGGAUUUAGAAUGAAAUACAAUGACAGUAACAUUAUAUUGGUUAUAAACUCUGUGUUAUGCUUUCUUGUAGAAAGACAUGUUAUUGAAUUUGAUAAAUAUAUAAUACUUACCUUUACUUAUAAUCAGUUAUUCAUGGCCAUGAAGUUAUUUUGUAAGUAGCGGAUAGAAAACUAAUGACUGAUUGUUUAAUUAAGAUUGCAUUAAGAUGCUAAACGAUGUUUAUAUAUCCUCUAUAUACAACUUUAUUUACUUUACUUUUUUAUUACCAAAUCCAUUAUUUUUGUAAAGUUUCCCUCGUAUAGUACGAGUAAAAAUACACCCAAUACUUGGUUUAAGGCGUGACUUGAUAGUUAAUGUUUCAUCUUAAAGUUACUUACCAGUGUUUUAAAAUAUACGUCUUUAUCUGUUAAUGCCUUCAUGAGUUGAGCAGAGUGCUGGAAAUGUACAUUAUCUGAAAUGAAUAAAACUAGGAUACUUUA
Messenger RNA from Mya arenaria, 2662 nucleotides. RefSeq names its product 4-pyridoxate dehydrogenase-like. Gene Ontology annotation, molecular function: flavin adenine dinucleotide binding; oxidoreductase activity, acting on CH-OH group of donors. The coding region runs from base 424 to 2196 and encodes 590 amino acids. The transcript has a single exon. NCBI's taxonomy places the organism in Eukaryota, Metazoa, Mollusca, Bivalvia, Myida, Myidae. The record is from RefSeq and is a predicted model, not a curated record.